UUUAUUCUUUCUUCAUAGGCUUUGCCAUAUCCACUGCUUUCUCUUUCUCUCUCUUUGUAUCUCUCUUUCUUUCCUCGCCGCCACAUAUUUUCCUACGCACACUUUGCUUCAAUGUCCACUAAUUUCCUCGGAUCACCACCACCUCUUUUCAAGAAUGUAAUUUCUCCUUGUAAUAAACUCUCCACUUUCACCAUUAGAGCUUGUUUACAUUCUUGUGAGCCCAAAAUUGAUGAUCAUAUCUACAACAACUAUACUAAAUACUGCACACCCAAUUUCCCAAAUCCUGUUUCUCAAACACCCAUUUCAGAAAAACAGCCAAAAACCAUCUUGAACCAUACAAUUUUGGACAAUUUUGCAAAAGAUGAUGAUUUGUGGCUAAAAAUGCAAAAAGAGGCAAGGUUAGAUAUUGAGCAAGAACCCCUUUUGUCAAAUUACUAUAAAAAUUCAAUCUUGGUUCAUGAUUCCAUAGAAAGUGCUUUAGCUAAUCAUCUUUCAAUGAAAUUAAGCAAUUCAAGUAUUUCUAGUGAAACUCUAUAUGAUCUUUUCAUGGGGGUGCUCACAGAGGAUCAAGAAUUGAUUUUUGAUGUUAAUGCUGAUUUAAGAGCUGUUAAAGAAAGAGAUCCAGCUUGUAUUAGUUAUAUACAUUGUUUCUUGAAUUUUAAAGGGUUUUUAGCAUGUCAAGCACAUAGAAUAGCACAUAAAUUAUGGUCUAAAGGGAGAAAGAUUUUAGCUUUAGUAAUACAAAAUAGAGUGUGUGAAGUAUUUGCUGUUGAUAUUCAUCCUGGAGCAAGAAUUGGUAGAGGAAUAUUAUUAGAUCAUGCAACUGGAGUUGUAAUUGGUGAGACAGCAAUAAUAGGAAAUAAUGUGUCAAUUUUACAUAAUGUAACAUUAGGUGGUACAGGAAAAAUGAGUGGUGAUAGACAUCCAAAAAUUGGUGAUGGUGUAUUAAUAGGUGCAGGGACUUGUGUUCUUGGAAAUGUUAGAAUUGAAAAUGGUGCUAAAAUUGGUGCUGGUUCUGUUGUGUUAAUGGAAGUUCCUGAAAGAACAACUGCUGUUGGAAAUCCAGCUAGAUUGAUUGGUGGGAAAGCAAAUCCAAUUAAGCUUGAUAAAAUUCCUAGUUUGACUAUGGAUCAUACUUCAUAUUUAUCUGAGUGGUCUGAUUAUGUAAUUUGAAGGGGAGCCUAGGCGUAGCUGAUAAAGUUGCCUCCAUGUGACCAGGAGAUUAGGGGCUCAAGCCGUAGAAACAGCCUCUUGCAGAAAUGCAGGGUAAGGUUGUGUACAAUAGACCUUUGUGGUCCGGCACUUCCCCGGACCCCGCGCAUAACGGGAGCUUAGUGCACCGAAUUGUCCUUUUUGAUCUGAUUAUGUACUUUAGAUGUAGGAUUGCUAUGUAUAUGUACGACUUAGAGAUCAAAUAUAAUAAGUUUCUUUUUAUUUCU
Molecule: messenger RNA, 1439 nt
Organism: Nicotiana attenuata
Lineage: Eukaryota; Viridiplantae; Streptophyta; Magnoliopsida; Solanales; Solanaceae
Product: serine acetyltransferase 1, chloroplastic-like
Exons: 1
Coding region: 112-1173 (353 amino acids)
Cellular component (GO): cytosol; cytoplasm
Molecular function (GO): L-serine O-acetyltransferase activity
Source: RefSeq, a predicted model, not a curated record